Messenger RNA from Physeter macrocephalus (sperm whale), 1161 nucleotides. RefSeq names its product pleckstrin homology domain containing A3 (gene PLEKHA3). Bases 104 to 871 code for a protein of 255 amino acids. Gene Ontology annotation, biological process: endosome organization; receptor recycling; retrograde transport, endosome to Golgi. NCBI's taxonomy places the organism in Eukaryota, Metazoa, Chordata, Mammalia, Artiodactyla, Physeteridae. The transcript has 7 exons. The record is from RefSeq and is a predicted model, not a curated record. Gene Ontology annotation, cellular component: recycling endosome; trans-Golgi network; early endosome.
UCUCGCCGGUUGGCAGCCUCGUUGGUUUGUUUUAGAUAAUGGAAUCCUGUCCUACUAUGAUUCACAAGAUGAUGUUUGCAAAGGGAGCAAAGGAAGUAUAAAGAUGGCAGUUUGUGAAAUUAAAGUCCAUUCAGCAGAUAACACAAGAAUGGAAUUAAUCAUUCCAGGAGAGCAACAUUUCUACAUGAAGGCAGUGAAUGCAGCUGAAAGACAAAGGUGGCUGGUUGCUCUGGGGAGCUCCAAAGCCUGUUUGUCUGAUACUAGGACUAAAAAAGAAAAAGAAAUAAGUGAAACCAGUGAAUCUCUGAAAACCAAAAUGUCUGAGCUUCGCCUCUACUGUGACCUCCUAAUGAAGCAAGUUCAUACGAUCCAAGAAUUUGUUCACCAUGAUGAGAAUCAUUCAUCUCCCAGCAUAGAGAACAUGAAUGAAGCCUCUUCUCUACUUAGUGCCACGUGUAAUACAUUCAUCACAACGCUUGAGGAAUGUGUGAAGAUAGCGAAUGCCAAGUUUAAACCUGAGAUGUUUCAGCUGUGCCAUCCGGAUCCCUUAGUUUCUCCUGUGUCACCUUCUCCUGUUCAAAUGAUGAAGCGUUCUGUCAGCCACCCUGGUUCUUGGAGUUCAGAGAGGAGUAGCCACUCUAUAAAAGAAACAGUGUCUACACUUCACCGACUCUCCCAGCGGCGCCGAAGAACCUACUCAGAUACAGACUCUUGUAAUGAUGUUCCUCUCGAAGACCCAGAUAGACCUGUUCACUGUUCCAGAAAUACACUUAAUGGAGAUUUGGCAUCAGCAACCAUUCCUGAAGAAAGCAGACUUAUGGCCAAAAAAAAAUCUGAAUCGGAAGAUCCUUUUCCAUCCUUCUCUUCCUGAGGAAACGGAAGUGUCCAACUUCCUCUAAGUAUUGCUAUGCAAAAGCUGCUGUAAUUAAACUAUGUUAUAGGGAGUAAUUUUUCCCUUAGGAUUUCUCUGCACUUUAUAGAAUAUUGUAAAACAAACAAACAAAAAACAACCCACAUACCUUUGAAGUGUAUUUUAUCUUUAUAUAGUUUAUUUGCAAGAGUAUUUUCCUAAUAACUUCACAGUAUGAAUGAAUAUGCAUCUUUUUUUUUUUUUUGAACAAAUGAUGGUGUAACAUUUUGACAUCUGUAAGGACAAAUGUA